UUAAGAAGCUCAAACCCAUAGUUCACGUCAUCCUUUAUCAGGUUUUUAUAUAAAAAUUAUAGUUUAUAGACAGUAUGUCCCAUUAUGCUGUUGUUCUGCUUGAAUAGUAGAUGGCUCUUAGUACAGGUAUGCUGCAAAACAAGGUUAAAAACAAUAUGCCUUAUCCACAAGUGACAGUGAUAAGAUCGGAAAAUUUCCUGAGAUUUCUUGCCAUCUUGCUUAUUUACAUGCAAAUGGCGAGAUCACAAGAAUUUCUGGAAAUUUCAGACAGAAUUGUAGAGUUUGGUUACACAGAGGGACAAACGAAUCAUUUAAAGGAAAAACGAGAUGUGAACACAGUGAAUACCAAUAUGACACAAUACAUGAUAAUCGUAGAGGUGAAUGUGUCACAAGCAAUUUAUGACCAAAUCAGAUUAUCACUGCAGUCCAUGACUUCUUUUAAAAUUGACAACACCACAGAAAUCAACAGCUUUAAUAUUACAACAGUGUGCAGUUUGAAUAAUACUGAAUAUCAGUGCAGGUGUGAGGAUCAGUAUUUCUGGCCAUGUGAAAAGUGCACAAAAUAUGGGUCUUGUAAUAAUGACACCAGAUCCUCAUGUGGCUGCAUCAACGCUUUCCCAAAUGAUGGACAAUUCUGCCAACCAAACACUGAGUUGAUGAAUUCUUCUACAUGCAUAUCCACAACAACUCCAGCUAAUUAUCUGAUGGAAGUUGAGAUUGAUGCAUUAGAUAUAAUAGUCCUGAAUCAAUUAAGGGUCGAAUUGACAAGAUUUAGUUUCCCCAUAACAAAAAGUAAUGUCGAGUUUGUGGAACUUAACAUCACUACAGUGUGCAGUUUAAAUAAUACUAAAUAUCAGUGCAAGUGUGAGGAUCAGUAUUUCUGGCCAUGUGAAAAGUGCACAAAAUAUGGGUCUUGUAAUAACAUCACCAGUUCCUCAUGUGGCUGCAUCAACACUUUCCCAAAUGAUGGAUACUUCUGCCAGCCAACCAAUGAGUUAUUGAAUUCUUCUACAUGCAUAUCCACAACAACUCCAGUUUCAUCAACAACACCACCAGUUUCAUCAACAACACCACCAGUUCCAUCAACACCACCACCAGUUCCAUCAACACCAGAUUCAACUUUAAGUUUUGCAAUAACAAUAAAUGGAAUAUUUGAUGUCGAACUCACUGACAAAACUACUGCAACAUACAAAGACUAUGAUUCAAAAAUAAGGAAAUCAGUUGAUAGCAGCUUCAGGAAUGUUUUUGGCUAUGUGAAUAACUCUGCAAGCGUGACUGGCUUCAGAUCUGGCAGCAUCAUUGUAGACUUCACUAUUCAAACAACAAAUUCCAACCUGAAUUUGUCAUCAGUGAGCCAAACCCUUGUUAAAAAUCUCCGUGAUCAGGGAUUCUCUGUGAACGAUAAUGCACUCAGCCAAAGUGUGAACGGUGGACUAUACAACAUGACUGGCUAUAUAUAUCCUGGGAAAGAUCUCCUACUGACCUGCAGUCCUCCAGAGAGUAACAGCAUAAACUGGUACUUUGGUGACAUUAAUCUACAGUCAUCAAACCAAUAUGAAAUUAUUCAAAAUAAACUCAAUGUGAAGGAUGCAAGUGACAGUGUAAGUGGUCAGUACAAAUGCAUCACAACAGUAAAUUCUCUGCCCUAUAUUAUCUGGCAAAAUAUUCAAAUUGAGCCAUACCCCGAUAUCCAAGUGACCAGCAACAAAGUUGAAAAAUGUUCGGAUGCAACAAUCACACUGCAGUGUUGUGUUCAGAAGAGCUACCAGGUGCAAUGGAGCUCAGAAUGUAGCAAAACUUCAACAGACCCCCAGACAGGCUGUGAAUUAUGUGACUAUAUAGUUAAAGAAACAGAUUGCAACAAAAUUGAACAAGAAAUACAGUUCACAUGUCGACUCAAUACUUCAAUCGCCAAAACUAUCAACCCAAAGACCACCAUAAUAAAUGUAAAAAACCAACCAUUUCUCUGCUAUAAUAGUUUAUUUGGAGCUGGAAAUAAUGGAGAUACAGUCAAUGGUUCCUGCAGCAGUGACAAAGAAGGCUAUCAAAUAGCUCAGUGUAUUUCAAAUAAUUGGAACGUCAUAAAUGACCAGUGUGUUCUGCGGGUCUUCGUGAAUUUAUUGGCUGUAGCUGAGGUAUUAACAGUGGAAAACAUUAAAGAUUUUAUGAGCAACCUCAGCAGUACUGCUGCGUCAGAGAUUGGCAAUAUCACUGACUCUUCGGCAACCAUAGUAACAAUUGUAAAAAUACUGAACAUUGUUUCCAGUCUCUCACAAACAAUUUCUAUUGAUAAACCCAUUAUGGAGAAUUUCCUAAGCACAUCCGAUGUCAUUGGCUCAGACGGUGCACGAGGCCAAUGGAUGCUUAUAAACAAUAACAAUGCAAACAAGAAUAUUAGUUCCCUUCAUCUGGACUCGACUGAAAGCAUUGCCCGUAGACUCACGAAUGAAAGCGUUGACAUAACAACAAACCUUUCUUCUCUCAAUAAACUUUCCUUCAAAGGCCCUUUUACUGGAGUAUUUGGAAAAAAUUCAGCUACCCAAAUAAAUAUUCCAGCAAAUAAUGCACCGACGUCCUUCACAGUCAUCAUUUCUGAAGCUCUUGAUAAUAUCUUACCUGUUCGAAAUCUGACCUACAACAACAGCAGUCAAACUGGGACCAGCAUCAAUGGAGAUGUAGCUGUGAUUGAGACAAACACAACAAUUAACGACAUCUUACUUUCUUUUAAUGUAAAAAGUAAGACACUGGGAAGCCCUCAGUGUGUCUAUUGGAACUUCACACUUUUGAAUGGCAUUGGAGGAUGGGACACGACUGGAUGUCAACUAAAACCAGUAGGGAAUGAAACUGAACGAUUCACAUGUGAGUGCAAUCACACAACUUCCUUUUCAAUUCUGAUGUCACCAUUUACCUUAUCUAAAGAACAAACCACAGCCUUAGCCUAUAUAACUUACAUUGGUGUGGCAAUUUCAAUGGCCAGCUUGGUUUUGUGCCUCAUCAUUGAAAUCAUUAUAUGGAAAUCAGUAACAAGAAAUGACACAUCCUACAUGCGCCAUGUCUCCAUAGUCAACAUUGCUCUCUCCCUUCUGAUUGCGAACAUAUGCUUCAUCAUUGGAGCAGCAGUUGUAAAUAAUGGCGAGGGUCCCUGCAGUACAGCAACCUUCUUCAUGCACUUCUUUUAUCUCGCCCUUUUCUUCUGGAUGUUUGUCUCAGCACUUUUGCUCCUCUACCGCACCAUCAUGGUCUUUUCAAGAAUGACCAGAGGAGCAAUGAUGGCCAUAGGCUUCACUGUUGGCUAUGGAGCCCCAUUAAUCAUAGCUGUUGUUACUGUGGCAUCUACAGCUGGGGGCCAUGGAUACAUUCAAAAAGAUUACAAUUGCUGGCUAAACUGGAAUAUAACGAAGGCCCUCCUGGCAUUUGUGAUUCCUGCUCUAACUAUUGUUGCUAUAAACCUCCUGGUGCUUGUUGUGGUUCUGUGUAAGAUGUUGAGGAGAGGAGGUUCAACUCAGCCAGAUGAAAAACAUCCUUUAGUGAUCAUUGCUAGAUGUGUGGCGAUUUUAACUCCUCUUUUUGGUCUAACGUGGGGCUUCGGCAUUGGGACCAUGGUGUCACCAAAUUUUGGGAUUCAUGUGGUGUUCGCCUUCCUAAACUCACUGCAGGGUUUCUUUAUUUUGGUGUUUGGAACAUUACUGGAUAGUAAGGUCCGAGAAGCAUUGGCAGGAACGUUCUCACUGAGGAACUUAAGCUCCAAUCGCACUAGGAGUACUAGUGCCGGACCUUCAUCCUCAAGUGGAGUCCCUUUCAUUCAGAGGUUACGGCAUAGAAAUAUGUACAAUGUAUCAAACCCUGGCUUUACAUCUUCAUCCAAUGAUGCAGUUAAUUAGAAUGAAGCUAACAUACUGUACCCAUAUUAUAAGAGUCAAACAUUACAUAGUACAUCUGCAUGCAAAAACUUGUUGUUUAAGAUUUACAAUAUUAAUAAAUAAAAUAAUCUAAUAAAAUGCGCAAUAAGGAAUUAAACCUGGAAUAGUAUAGUAUAGUUGCUUAUAGAGUCAUUUAGCAUAUUUAAGGCCAUUCAUAAUACAAAGCACCAUGCACACACAUUCUAAUGGAAAAAUUCCUUCAUUCUUUAAAUCUUUCUAAUAAAUCUUUCAAUUUUGAACCAAAUUUUAGGGUUGUUAUUAAUUAAAGCUAGAACCUAAAGAAUCUGCAGUUUGAAGCUAUAUAAGUAAUAAUAAGUAAUUAUUUGUUUUGCAAUUUAUUAUGUAUUAUUAUUAUUAUUUAUGCCCACCCUCUCAACAAACACACACACUAAUAUAUUUUUAUAUUAAAAUAGAUUAAUUAAUAAUUCCAAUAAUAAUAAAGUUUAAAUAAUAAUUUUAAAAGCUCUCAUACUUUACAUUGAUUUCUUUCCAACUGAUAUUUUGAUUGUUUUCCGUUUCGAUAAAUUUCUAUUAACAAUUUUCUUAUAUUAUUAUUUUGCACACACUGAUUGUUUCUUCAUUAUUUGACCCUUUCUGUUUAAAAACAUCUCAAGGUUGGUUGGAUGUUGUUACUGUUACUGUGUCUGAAAUAAAUCUUACUUUACAAAUGAA
Messenger RNA from Silurus meridionalis, 4592 nucleotides. Its product is annotated as adhesion G protein-coupled receptor F5-like. Bases 111 to 3881 code for a protein of 1256 amino acids. Gene Ontology annotation, cellular component: membrane. The transcript has 26 exons. The record is from RefSeq and is a predicted model, not a curated record. Gene Ontology annotation, molecular function: G protein-coupled receptor activity. NCBI's taxonomy places the organism in Eukaryota, Metazoa, Chordata, Actinopteri, Siluriformes, Siluridae. Gene Ontology annotation, biological process: cell surface receptor signaling pathway; G protein-coupled receptor signaling pathway.